CAUUGGAGUAUGUCUACAGGACAACCUAACAUUACGGUAGUUAAUGCUACAUAGAUCAUCAUUGUUGAGAAAGGAGGAUAAGAGGAUAUCAAACAUUGGUGUUGUACAUUGCAUCUGUUCAGAUCUUAUCUAAUGGAAACCAAAGAUGAGAAGGACAGUUUAUUUUCGGUACUUGUUAGGGGGAAACAGAACCUGGCAAGCGAACAACAAAUGCUUCUACAGACAUUCAAAGUGAUUUUUAGCGACCAAGAGUUACUUUUUGACCAAAACGUGAUAGGAAGCUUUGGUGAAGGUUUCGCCAACUUAAGUGUUUUAUCUAAUGACUCAAGUGACGUCGACAUUAUGGCUGUAAGCAAACACGGACUUGUGUUUGAACACCACUGUAGUCCUGUUCCAGAUUCUACCUGGCUUUUUCAGAUGCAAGUUUGUCCUAACAAUUCUGGAUAUGUUAGGCUCAGAUUGUGUAAACACGGAAAUAUCAAAAACUUUGGCAUAGAUUAUCCCGAUAUAGCGACAUCAUUGGAAUACGACUCUCUGUCAGAUUGUAACUAUCUAACCAAUGCAUUCAUCCACGUGAUAGCGGAUUCCCAUCUAUGUGCAGAGAGUCCCUUUAUGGAGCCAUGUGAUUUUUUUACUUUGGUAACAACCCGUGUUUCAGGUCCAUCUUUGAAUAGAACGUCACUGUUUCCGUACGGCUCCUACUCAGGCAAAGUCGAAUAUGACGAUGUUUUUGCACUAAGAUGUCCCGAAUGGCCGUCAGUUGCCAGCGAAUGGAUAUCACGUGAGAGACAUAAAGGAUGGCCCUCACCAGAAUUCAUCAGCCAGCACACUUCAAAAGGCUGCUACGUAGUUCCAGUUGGUUGUAAGGAGUGUGAUAGAAUGCAUCUUGACUGGAGAAUUUCUUUUGUACAUGUCGAACAAGCAUUAGUCAAAAGCAUGAAUACAUAUCAAUGGUUUUGUUUUCAUUUGCUUCGACAGCUUAAAAAAACAAUUUUCGGAGUCAAAAUGCCAAAUGUUAUAACUUCAUACAUCAUCAAGACAACGCUUUUCUGGACUUUAGAGGAAACAUCUCCAGAUCUUUGGCAACGAAGCAAACUUCUCGCAGCAGGUGAAGAGUGUCUGGACAAAUUAAUCACGUUUGUUCAGAAUGGUAACUGUCCAAAUUACUUCAUCAGGACCUGUAACUUGUUCAAAAAGACAUUUUCCAAGAUAGAUAAGCAGAUGGUUUUGCAAACUUGUUUGGAUGUCAAGAAAAGUCAAUUAAAAUUUAUGUUGGAAACAUCGCCUUUCCUGAACAGAUUAGGAACAUUAAAGGCAUCUGGUGUUAAUAGUGCAGGGUUUAUUAAAAACAUUACCAAAUUAGUCAAUUCCAUGCCAGUUAAAUCAUUAAUAGAAUCAAUGCUUGCCCAGUUAGUCCCGAACUCCAGACCAGAGCUAAUUCAGUGGUGCAGGAACAUUCAACAAAACAUCAAAGGUGUAAUUAACACACGUGAAUGUGAUGAAGAAACGAAGAUGCUUCUAGAUUACAUUCAUACUUUCACGGACCGAUGGCUCAAGUCCUGUACGCUUAGAACGCCAUACAGCCAGAAAAACUCCGCUGACAUUGAACUCAUUGAUUUUGAUUUAGAGGAUGUUUAUAGUGUCGCCAGUUUUUGUCACUUGCAAAUGGUUGCUGGUAGCUACACAAGAUGCAAUGGUUUGCUUACGAAGUUCAUCGAGAUUCAAAAACAAAGGGAGUAUAGAAAUGUUAGCCUCCAUGGUAACUCGUUCAAAAAACUGUUUACAUAUUUAUCAAUCAUUAUCCAAAUGGAUGCUCCACCUGUCAUUUUUGAUAUGAUAUUCCUACAAAUAGAGCAAGAUACUCUUCCUACACCACUUCAGACCGAAAUCAAUUCGUCUCUGAUAAAUAUACCGAACUUUUCUACCAAAACCCAAGCGAGAAGAGUUCUUGUUGUCGAUCCACUCGUAUAUGCUUGUUUCUUGCGGUUUUGGUGCAGCAUCAAAAUGGAUGAAAACAUCGAGAAGUUGAAGGCCCGUGAUGCUAUGGUGUGGUGCUGCGGUCUGGACAGCAUAUCAUAUAAAGCAGUGGCCUUGAACCUACUGGCGUACUGUCACAUUCAACUGGAGGAGUACGAAACGGCUUUUAAAGUACUCUGCCGGGCUUUGAGCAUGACGCCAGUAAGGCGUUCAACACUGGUCUAUAUCGCAACCCUAGUAAAUACCAAACUGAGGCGGCCAUAAGAUAAUUGGAGACUGCGUUGUUCUAAUGUUUACUGUUUUGUCAUCAUUAUGUCAAACAUUGAAGAUAAUAACUUGAUCAGGCGAUAUCAGUGGUACAUCUAGUAUUUCAAUUCAUUGUGAAUAUGGCAACAUCGAUAAAUAGUGACUUAUUCAUUUAUCCGCUGAUUUGUUUUCUUAUUUUCUUAUUUAUUUUUUCUUUCAACACACAAUCUAAAAAUGUCGUGUUACAUGCCUUUGUAUAUGAACAAUAUUGCUUUUUUAGACUGAAGACUUAUUUGAAUAGCGAACUAUUUUUUCACGUUCUAAUAGCGAUAUGUUGUUCUUAGCUUUUAAUUUUGCCUCAGUUGAAAUGUAUUGACUUACCAAACUCGCCUAAUCCCUUCCCAAACAUUAAUUCAACUCUGAAUCUCAAUUAAUUGCACUUUUAUCAAAUAAACAUGUACAGUAUGUGUCCUGAAUGAGGACAUGUAGCGCUUGUAUUACACAAUCAUUUCCUCCCCAGAUCUGCCUCCCAUUUACCUGUAUAAUUUCGUAUUUUUCCUCUUUGGGGUGAACAUCUCUGUUAAUCUUAGUGUAGGACAGAUCGCACGUUCUUGCAUGGACGUCAGAGCGCCGAUACAUGGACGUCAGAGCGCCGAUACAUGGACGUCAGAGCGCCGAUACAUGGACGUCAGAGCGCCGAUACAUGGACGUCAGAGCGCCGAUACAUGGACGUCCUAACGACAAGAAAUCACACCACGUCAACAUUGUGUUGCUUUGCAAUAUACUUAACUAUUAACAACACGAUCCAGUGUUAUCAAAAUUCCAUAAUGGGAGAAAAGAAAAUCACUCACUCCCUUGAAGACGUGACAGAAAUGUCCAACCCUCAGGGUGAUAUUAUUGAUUACCGUGUCAGCGGUAGAGCCUCGAGUCAGAUAAACUUUGCUAACAUUAAGUACCCGGGUUAUCUCCAUCAAACCCUUAGGGUAUGGAUACAUUAUAUGUUUAUCUCUUUUUAACAACCACUGAUUGGCUCUUAUGUUAUUGAACAUGGUAAUAUACAUAUUGAUUCAUACAUACUGUAUCUUUUUAGAGAAAUAUAUAUCUUACGAUAUAUGCCUGCAUUAUAUUUGUACAUACUUUAAGCCAAUAAUAAAACAAAAACAAAGAUGUUUUUAUCUUAUACAAUGAUUGGCAUCAUAUGAUAGGAACUUUUAUAUUCGUAUUAUCUGGUUAUUUUCGCCAUUAAUCAACACAAAACAUAUAUUCGCCCCGUUUUAAAUUCGCCUUAAAUGUUUUUUUUUAAGAACUAUUCUUUUCCUCGUUUGUAAAAUCGGAAAAUUCCGUUCGGAAUUCUCAAUACAAGUUACACUCGGACCACUCGGGACUUAUCGAGUUCCCCAAUUGAAUUAUCAGCAUGAGAUGUAAAAUGUGAUCAGGUGCUCAAAUUUCCUUUUAGUCCCUGCUAUGCAGGCAUAUAUCGUAAUCGCAUAUAUCAUGUUCAAUAAUUACUCAGAUAGCAUUGUAUAAAAUGUGAACUGUUUGACAUGCAAACUCUCUGUUAAAGAGUAAAUAAAAAAUGUCUGUCUGUC
Molecule: messenger RNA, 3812 nt
Organism: Pecten maximus
Lineage: Eukaryota; Metazoa; Mollusca; Bivalvia; Pectinida; Pectinidae
Exons: 2
Coding region: 133-2241 (702 amino acids)
Molecular function (GO): protein binding
Source: RefSeq, a predicted model, not a curated record